Podarcis lilfordi (Lilford's wall lizard) is the source of this 35299-nucleotide messenger RNA. Lineage: Eukaryota; Metazoa; Chordata; Lepidosauria; Squamata; Lacertidae. The record is from the annotation of a GenBank genome assembly.
ACCUCACAAUGCACCUGGCUGAAUGUGGUAACCUUCUUAUCAAUGUCACUGGGCAGAUUUGGCAAGCAAUUUUGUGUACACAGUAAAAGGGUUCACUUUACAGUAUAAAGUGUGGGUCGUGAUAGGAGAUUGCAGGAAUUGUUGAACGCCAUGUGUUGAACUAUGGAUUUGUGUGAAGAGUUUUUGGGAAAAAAUCAUCUGAAAAGGAGAACUGCCAGACUACGAAACUCGGAGAACUCAGUCAGUUGCAGGAUUCUGAGCAACUAGAGUUAGAACUUGCUAAUGGACUUUGUUUCAGCAAGGACUUUGAAGUACAGAACCCUCUCUGGGACCAGAGAGAAAGAAGCUUUUCUAUAUAUAGUGUGUGUAAAUGGAGUGUGUGUUUUGCAUGUGCCAACUAGAACUCUGCUAAAAACAACUGUUUCAUGUUGGUGUGUUUAACUGCUUUACUGAAGCUUCUGUGGCACAUACACAGAGAACAAGAAUAUACAUACAUAUUCGUGUAUAUAUAUGUGUGUGUGAGAGAGAGAGAAAGAGAGAGAGCGAGAGAGAAGAAAAAGAGGAGGAGGAGGAGGAGAAAUACAGAUCCCAACAACCUCUGCAUAUGUUGGCCUCAAAUCCAGACUGUUUACCUGUGGAUAUCGUAGCUGGCGAAGUCCCACUGAUACAACCCGAUAGCUGAACUGCAGACAAUGUAUUUGCCAUCGAAAUGAAGCCGAGGCUGGAGGGAGAUGCUGCGGUCUUCUGAGACGGUAAGGGUUUUUAAGCACUUGCAGUUGAUCUCUCUCCCAAUGGGCCAGAUCUGUAACAAUACAAUCAACCAAUGAUUGUGGCAACAGGGAAGGAUAAAGGGGGUACACUUUGCUAACUUGGUGAAGUCUCCCUUGCAGGCCUUCAAGCCAAGAACUCCCUCCCAGAACCCUGACUCUCUCUUGAAGGAAAGCUCUCCCACUUCAACAUCUGCAAAGCCUCAUGGGUGCAGCUCUUUUUAACCCGCAGUUGUUAUGGGAAAAGUUUGUGUAACUGCCUUUCAGCCUUGCAAUUCAGCCCUUUCCUCCCCCUGUCUAGUUUAUAAAUUUCUUAGGGCAGAGACCUGUACUUUUAUUUUUUGCUUAUGUUACACUGCAAAGUACCAUGCACACUAAUGAUGAUGAUAAAACUGGACUGUAUCCCAUGCUGGUUCUACCCAGAAUAGGCCCAUUGAAAAGAAUGGGUGUGAUUAUUUUAGAUCCAUUAAUUUCAACAGGUCUACUGUUAGAAUAACUUAGUUUGAGAUAACCCAUUAUUACUAUUGGGCUAUAUGCAACAACAUUCUACUUGGAGUAGACCCACUGAAAUUAAUGUACCCAUGUUAGUCAUGCUAAGUAGGUGCUUUUACCUUAUGCUGGCCUAUGGGUGCAAUAAAUAUUCUUUACCUUCUUCUGCUACAGAAGGGAAGCUUCGUCCUCUAAAACCUGCCUCUUGACAUGCUUAUGAAAAAGCCUUCUAACUAUCAAGCAGCUGGCAGACAAUGGGCAGAAUAAUUCACCCCUUAGGAUCCAUUAGGGCAAAGGAACACAGAGCAUGUGCUUUGCAAGCAGAAGUUCUCAUGUUCAAUCCUCUGGCAUCUCUAGGUAGGGCUAGUAAUGUCCCCUAUCUGAAACCCUGGAGAACUGCUGCUGCCAGUCAGUGUGGACAAUACUGAUAGCCAGCUGAAUACUGAAGCCAGCCAACGAAUACUGAUAGCCAGCCAAUACUGAAGGCACCUUUCUAGUCAGAUUCAGAUUUGUACAGAUCUAGUCUAAUCCAGCAAAGGCUUGUGACUUUCCAGAAUUUAUUUACACCUGCAAUUCCCCCUGAUUUCUGGAGCUCCAUGAAGCUGAGACCAUACAUACCUUGAUUUCGUAUUUGUCUGCGCUUAACAAGAUGUAAUCCCCAGGGCUGUGCAUGAGAGAUUUGACUUUGCACUUCUGCAAGACCACCUGCAGUAGGAACAAAGUGUGUCUAAGGCUUGAGGCAAAAUGUCAGACAGGUCACUAAAAAAAGCACUGCAGUGUUUGUUCAGGCACAUUUAUGUCCCGGGAGGUAAAAAUCUUAACUCACAAUAAGAAAUGCCAGAUGCUGCUCUAUUAUGUCCGAGAAAGAGAAGCCACAAUGGAGGCUGUGCACUGUCUCCAACUAACCCACUGUGCAGCUGGAUUUUGUUGUUCUUACUUCAGUACAGUACGUUCAGUACGUUCUGUACAGAAAGAUUUUGUUCUUACUUCAGAAUGAUCUCUGUUGUUACACAUUCUUACACAAAAUGAUUUCUGCUGUAUUGAAACCCACUUUUUCCCAUUAAGCUUAUGGUACAACCACCUGGGUCUCAUGCCCUGCUUUAAGGCUGCGUAACUGAAACAACCUGCUUCAAUGUUAACCCCUGUUUCCAUCUCCUCCUUUUUCCUCGUUUCCCUAUGUUGAAUUUUUGUAAGCUUCUUAAGAGCAGGGAUUGAUCUUCUUGUGCUCUAUAAAGCAUCAUGUGCACUAAUGGUAUUACAAAAAGAAAAAAAUAUAGAAUGCUGCACGCACAUCAUGGUUUCCUCCACAUGUUGGGAACCAGCAACUGUAGCUCUGAGUACUUCCUUUGCAUGCAGAAUGUCCCAAGUUCAAUCCCUGCCAUCUCCAGGUAGGCCUGGGAGAGACGCAAGGUCUGAAACCCUGGUGAGCCACUGCCUGUCAGUGUAGGCAAGGUAGAUGGACCUAGUGGUCUGACUCAGCGAAAAGCGAUUGCCUAUAUUCCUGCAUGUGGUAACCUUGUCCUCUAGCACCAGAUAUGCAAAGCUGGCAAAUAACCUUUGGCCUCAAAUGGUUUGUAGUUAAAUUUUAGCCACUGUGGUGUAGCAGUUAGAGCACUGGACCUGGGAAACUAGAAUUCGAAUCCCCACUCAGCCACAAAAUGACCUUGGGCCAAUUGCUGCCUUACAACCUAACCUACCUACCUACCUCACAGGGUUGUUAUGAGGCUAAAAUUGGACAAAAGGAGAGAACCACGUAUGCCACCUUGAGCGUUUUGAGGAAAGGUGGGAUAUAAAUGCAACUAUUAAUAAAUGACACCCAGUGCAAACUUUAAACAGGAAGGGAGCUAACCCAGCCUACCUUUGUGACCCAUUCCGUGUGCCCUGUUAGUGUAUUGAGACACACUCCCGUUGAUAAGGCCCAGACCUUCACAGUGAAAUCCGCUGAGCCACUGACCAGGAUGUCGAGCUCGUCAUUGUAAUCAACACUGAAAACUACAAAAGCCAAAAAAGAAAAGGGAACUUUAAAAGAGAUUGGCCAUGCUGAUCUCUAUACCAAGUCAGAUCAAAGUAAUCAUGCAGUUAUUUUGGGGUGUGUGUGUGUGUGCAAUUGUGAGUCACACUGCAGUUAUACUAAUUUGGCUUCCUUGAAAUUUAGAGUUUUCCCUUCCAUGUAAUAGACGUGUAGAAUUUACAAGUUUGGAAGGAUAGCCCGGUAAACAUACUUAGGUAAUGCCUACCCAAUGAUUAGAGCUAGAGAACUGCAGCCAGGGGAGGGGGUUCCCUUGCCUAGAAAGCUGUCUUAUUCUGGGCCAGGCUAUUGGUUCAUGUAGCUCAGGGACUAUCUGCAUGAGUUGGCAGCGGCUCUCGAGGGUUUCAAACAGGGAGUUUCUCCCAGCCAUAUCUGGCAUGUGUGACAGAGACUUGGUUAGAUGAGGCAGAUGGGCCUGUUCUUGUCGCUGCUUGUCCACCAGGUUUCUCUUAUACACAGCAACCCAUGUCAUAUGGGUGGGGUGGGGUUGCAGUGAUUUUUAGGAAGUCAUUAGCUUACAUCAGGCGUCCUGUUGGGAAAACCCAGUUUUCUGAGUGCAUGUUCUGGAAGUUGGGCAAUAGGGGCAGUACAGGAUUCCUUUUGGAGUACCAACCUCUCCACUGCACCAAGAUUCCCUGCCUGAGCUGCUUCAGGUCGUGGUGGAUGUUCUCCUGGAGUCUACCUCUUUCCAAAUCUGAGUGACUUUAUCUGCAAAAAAAGCUUUGCAAACUCAUUGCAGGAGACCUUUUUGCAGAUAAAGUCACUCAGAUUUGGAAAGAGGUAGAGUCCACCAUGGGAGCAGGGCCGGGAGAGUGCUAGAGUCCCUUCUGGUCAAGUUGCAUGGGAUCAAUUCCAAUCUGUUACCUCCAAGGAUGUGGAUAGGCUGCUUGGACAAGUGAAACCAACCACCUGUCCCCUUGCCGAUCCUGGCUAAUAACAGUGAGCUGGGAAGGGCUGGCUGAUGGGCUCUGGGGGCUGGUGAGUGCUUCCCUCUGUGAGGGAGCCUUCCCAGAUCCGCUGAAAGAGUGGCCGCUGAGACCAUAUAACACCGGUCCUGAAAGACCUACUUUGGCUCCCAGUAUGUAUCCAAGCACAAUUCAAAGUGUUGGUGCUGACCUUUAAAGCCCUAAACGGCCUAGGCCCAGUAUCCCUGAAGAAGCAUCUCCACUCCCAUCGUUCAGCCCGGACACUGAUGUCCAACUCCUUGGUGGUUCCCUCCCUGCAAGAAGUGAGAUUACAGGGAACCAGGCAGUAGUGGCGCCCUCCCUGUGGAACGCUCUCCCAGCAGAUGUCAAGGAAAUAAACAACUAUCUGACUUCUGGAAGACAUCUGAAGGUAGCCCUGUUUAGGGAAGUUUUAAAUGUUUUAUAUUUGGUCGAGUUUUUAAUGUUCUGUGGGAGCCGCCUAGAGUGUCUGGGGAAACCCAGCCAGAUGGGUGGGGUGUAAAUAAUUAAUUAUUAUUAUUAUUACUAUCUAGCAAUGCCAGGAACUGAACCAGAGACCUUCUACAUGUAAAGCCCACGCUAGAGUCAGUCCCAAGCAACAUGGAACUGUGUAGAGUUCUGGUUGCUUCAUCUCAGAAAGGAUUAUAUACAGUUGGAAAAGUUUCAGAAAAGGACAACUAAAAUGAUCAAGGGGAUGGAGCAACUCCCAUGAGGAAAGGCUGCAACAUUUGGAACAUUUUAGUUUAGAGAAAAGGCAGGUAAGACCUUAUAGAAGUUUACGAAACUAUGCAUGGGGUGGACAAAGUAGAUAGAGAAGUUUUUCUCCCUCUCUCAUAUCAGGAAGUUGCACCUGCUGUGGACAGUGAUGGCCACCAAUUUAGAUGGCUUUGGAAGAGGAUUAGACAAAUUCAUGGAGGAAAAUGCUAUCGAUGGUCAGUAGCCACAACGGCUACUCUCUGCCUCAACAGUCAGGGGCAAAAAUGCUUCUGAAUACCAGUAGCAGGAAACCAUAGGAGGGGAGAGGGCUGCUCUUGUGCUCAGGUCCUGCUUGCAGGUUUCCCACAGGCAUCUGUUUGGCCACUGUGAGAACAAUAUGCUGGACUAGAUGGGCAACUAGCCUGAUCCAACAUGGAGAGUGAGUAGGGUAGCUGCUAAACUAGGGGAGAUGUCUAGCAAGGCUAGAUUGCAGACAGAUGUUGCUUGAAAUGGCCUAAAGGGCUUCAGGUAUUCCUGAGGACACCAACACACCUGCCCCCGUGUGGCCUCUGAAGUGCUGGGUCUUAGUUCCUGAGCUCCACUCCCAGCAGGCUACCGUGUUGUCAAAGGAGCCUGUGACCAGCUUUUGUUCAUCAAACUUCACUGCUGCACAGGUGUGGGUCUGGAUCCCAUAGAUGCAUUGCCCUGUGCUCACAUCCCAUAGCUUUGCAGACAAGUCAUCUGAACCUGCGGCCGCAAAGGAAGAAAUGAAGUGUGGUUUAGUGGCUGAGAAGUCAGAAGGUUCAGAAGGUAUCCAACAUGAUCCACAAAACAAUGGCAUCCAACCAGGACCUGGGAGAAUUGAGUUCAGAUCAGCCAUAGUUUCACUACUUGGCCAGCCACUACUUAAGCUUCUCAGUGACCCAUCUAGAAAGAGCCACUGGUUAGAGUCUGUCUCAUUGUUUCCCAAACAUCUGAUCAAAAUUUGGAGGCCUAUUUUUUUAACACCUGAAACUGUUUUACUUUCAUAACAAAUGAAAAGAAAAAUAACCCAUUCAAAGAGGAGUGUGUCCUCAGUGUUUCUGUAUUAGUACUCGUUCCACUCUGAUCCCAAGGCAUGCCUAGACCAAUGGCUCAUACAUAAAUGCAACAGGGCAAAUUGGGUGGAGAGGGCAAGUCUGCCACAAAAGAGUGCCUUGAAUAAUCUGAUCAUCCCUAAAACCACAGUGCAUAAUUACCUACCCAGGGGCUGAAUGGAAGGAGGGAAAGUUGAGCACUCAAUCACACACAGAGACACAAAGGGCAGUAUUCUAUUCAGGCAAGUUAUUGGGCACAUGGGAAUUGGCACUUUAGCUGUUCUUCUAUACCAUUUAAUUUGGAAAUUAUUGGCACAAGAAAGCUUUAAAGUUGUGAUGUCAAACUUUCUUAAAAAGGUAUCUGAGAUCCCCCCCCACCCCAAUUUUACAAUGAAAAAGUAAACCCUGCUGACAGCUCUCUGCUCCCAAAAGUACCCCACCAUGAUAUUAUUCUGCUGAAAAUUUUCUGUGAUCUCCCAAGUUCCCUCAGAAUUGAUCUAUUAUUUCUGUGCUAUGCUCACUUUGGUAAGUGGCCCCUGGAGGAUUGCACAUAGGUCAAUGCAGCCCUCAGCCCCAAAAAGGAAAGACAUUCCUGCUUUAAAACUAUUUUGAAUAUCUUGGGGGGGGGGGAUAUCUGCUUGGCAUUUAAAAAUAAAACAAGCUUCUAGUUCUCAUGCAUGCAGGAGAAAACUCAGAAAUAUAUCCAUGCCCUUCCUGUCAUUGACAAGGAUUUCCAAGCCUGAGUUUAUGAUGCAGAACAAGUGAGCGCAAUUAAGCAAACAAGAAUGCAGAUACACUUGUGGCACAUAAUUGAUUCCAACUCAAUAAUUUUGAUUUGGGAAGAGAAGUGAUUGGUGCAGAACAGAAAGUCCUAGUCAUGCAAAAUCAUUAGCCUCCAAUAGUGGAAGAUGAAGCUUUUGGUCACACAUGAUAGAAUCUGUGACAAUUAACUCUCUCGCUAGUAGGAAGUCUCAAAGGAUUAAAAACUUUGGCUUGCAAAUAAAUCCUUCACUUUUCCAGACAGAAAUGAUUGUUUAUAUUAGGUCAGCUGCUUUUUGUAUAAACAAAUCAAUGCUGCCUGUCCCCUUGCUGCCCUUUCAUUAAUGGAUAAUUUGAGCAUUUGGUUUUAAGCCCCACCCCACCACCAAAAAGCCACCCUCACAGGGAGAUCCACACUCCACAGCAGAUCCAUGGUAGGGGAAUUUGUAGGGAAGACUGGUGUGAAGCCAAAGGAGCAGCCUCCUCCUCCUCAGAAUGUAUUGUAGGUUUUAGAAUGCUGAAGAGGCCUUUCUUUAAUAUUAGCACACAUUGGCUGUGUUCAAACAUCACAAUAAACUAUGGUUAACACAAUAGCAACAAGAUUAGCCUACUCCUAGGCUCAUAUGCUCUGUACUCUGGUGCAAGGAAACUGGAAAUUUUUGCUUCUUAUUAGCCAGAGUUUAGCAUGACACAUGAACUCUAAAGUGCGGCUACACAUAAUUUCUGUGGAAACAUGCCAACUUUAUAAACAGUGGUCUGAUGCUGGUUUGUUGCAACAUAGUAAAAAUGAAUCACAGUGUAUUGGGUUUCUGCAAGAUGGCAAGCUGCAGUUAAAUAGAGGCAAAAGCUUCGAAGCUUGUCCUUGAAUCUGUCAGGGGAGACCAGGCAAGCCUGGGGAGGGACACCAGGCUUGUUCCUAUCACAACAAACCAUAGCUUAUUGUAGUGUAGCAUACAGACACUGCAUGCUUUUAUGAAAUACAUUUCUACAAUGUUAGUGAAAGCUUGUGGCUAGAACAAGGUCUGGGAUCCGUGGGGCCUGAUCAUGGCCUAUGGUGAGCUGUGAAUGAUCAAAUCUCCUAUUCAGAUCUUGGUCUUGCUAUAACAUCACUAAGCAGCUUUAGACAAGCCUUCCAGCCUCAGCCCACUCAAUGAAGCUGAAUAUUGGAAGAUCCAGGACAGAUAAGAAAAGUACUAUUUCAUGUGGUGAAUAGCUGAACUAUGGCACUUGCUCCCACAGGAGGCAGUGGUGGUCACCAACUUGGGAUGCUUUCAAAAGAGUAGACAAAUUCAUGGACGAAAAGGUUCACAAUAGCUAUGUUCUGCCUCCACAGUUGAAAGCAAUAAAGCAUCAGAAUACCAGCUGCUGGAAACCUCAAGAGAGGAGAGUGCUCUUGUGCUUGAAUCCUGUUCAUGUGUAUCCUGCAAGCAUCUGGUUGGCCACUGUGAGAAGAUGGACUGGAUGGGCCAUAGGCCUGUUCCAGCAAGGCUCUUCUUAUAUAUGCCACCUCCCAGUAGUAUUACUUACUCUGGCAAUUUAUAUACAGGCAACUUCCCAAGUGGGGGGGUCAUCAUGUGUGUCGGCAGGGCACGCAUAAGCCCUCCCUCCCACUUCUGGGGCUGAAAACUGUGCAUGCACCAGCGGUCAUGUGUUCCUUGAACGCGCACAAAAUGGGAGUUGCUUGUACCAAUUAAUCAUGAGAGUCCCUGAGUGGUGUGCAAACAACUCCACAAUAAAGAUAAAAAUCAGUUAAAACUAUAAAAUCAGAAUUCAGUUAAAACACCUGCUGAAAUAUUUAAAAUGUCUUCUGUAGGUGCUGGAAUUUCAAUAUGUAGGGUGCCCUGACCUCCAAUGAAAGGGAGUUCCACAGUAUUUGGCCUACAAUGACAAAACAUUUCUAAGGACACCUUAAAUGUCUGAUGAACAAUACAAUCUACCAAGUAGUAGGAACCCAAUGAUAACAUUCUGUAAGAAUAAAAACAGUAGAUAAAAUCAACAUGUAAAACAGUCUAAUGUGGAUUUAAAGGCCUGAGGAAAUGUAGGAAGACUUCUCCUGGUACCCGAGAUAGUAAAUAUAUGCCUUCUUCAGGAAUGAGAUCUAAAGGCAGGUGCCACCAUUAAGAAGACUCUCUCCUCAGUUGGAAACCACCUCACCCAGAAGGUAGGGUCUUUGAAGAUUAUCUCAGCACAUAUGCCAUCUCGGGUUGAGUUCCUGAAGGAUCACCUCCUCCAGGUCCAAGACAUGUACAGCUUUGAAGGGAAAGCAGUGCACAACCUGGUGAUUACAGAAUAAAUGAUGCAAGGAGGGAGUUGCAGCCCAAGAUAGGGAAAGAGAUAGUAAGGGAACAUCUAGCUACUUUAAAUGAAUUCAAAUCUCCAGGGCCUGUUGAGCUGCACCCAAGGGUACUAAAGGAUCUUGUGGAUGUAAUCUCAGAACCUCUGUCUAUAAUCUUUGAGAAUUCUUGGUGAAUAUGGGAAGUCCCUGUGGACUGGAGAUGGGCAAAUGUUCUCCCCAUCUUCAAAAGGUGUGGGGGGAGGGGAAGCCCAGGUAACUACCUACCGGUGAACUUGACAUCAGUAGCAGGAAUGGUCCCAGAUAACUAAACAGUUGGUAAGCAAUUAGAAAAAGAUGCUGUGAUUACUACAACCCAGCAUGGGUUUCUCAAAAACAAGUCAUGCCAGAUGAAUCUCAUGUUUUUGAUGAAGUUCCCAACAGCCAGAAAGCUGUUAAAAUGUCAAAAAACGAAAAAGCCACACAAACAAAAACGCCAUUUUUUUUUAGCAAAAACAAAAGCUCCAAAUAUCAUCUCUGUGUUGCAUGGGUGCUUGGGACUCAGCAGGAAGCCUCUGAUUAGCAGUGGGGGACUCAAUUUACAAAUGGAACACACUCAACAGGAAGCAGAACAUGUUCCGCUUCCAAGGCAAAAUUCACAAACCAGAACACCUACUUCCGAGUUUGCAGCAUUCUAUUUCCAAGUUGUUCAUAAACUAAGCUGUUCUAAAACCAAGGUACCACUGUAUAUGAAACUGCUGGGGAUGGUUAUUGGGAAUUACGGGUUGAGGUGCAGGCCUCGGCGAUGUAUUUACCUCGCCCGGUCCCGUGUGAGAGACAGACCACAACAGCAACUUCACCCAGAGGUAUGUCAAACAUCUCCUUCUGAUACCUCUUGAGUAACACGUUGCCUGGGAAAAACAGAUCUUGCUUCCUCCCAAACAACUGAUGUACAUUCCUUCCUAAUAUGGCCUUGAACAUUGUUGUCUGACAUCUGGCCCCAGUAAUCAACAACUCAGCCUCACUGGUGUGAAGUGCAGAGGGUAAAUAUGAAGCCCCUGGAUUUUUUUUUUUUUUUUGGUAUAAAUAUAUAAUAUACAUUCCCCACCUCUAAGACUGCCAAUCUUCCAGUGUCACCCACCCUUCACAUUUCAUAUUUGAUCCCCAAUUUUACAUACAACCACAUCAUAAAUAAAUAAACACAACCCAUCUCUCUUCUUUUCUGUCUGAAAGUUUCAGAAGCCAUCAAGAUGGUACAUACUAUGGUCCAUCCUGUCCCUUUCACUGUUCUUAUUUCCAACUUUAACCUUCAAGGGGGUGGGCCAAUGUAAUCUCAACAAAAUCUGUAUCUCCUCUCCAUCCUCCCCACUAAACAAAUAAAUCUUCCUGGAGUCCAUCUUGCCAGUCCUCUGUUCCAUUACCUCCAACUCCAGUCAGUUUUUUCUCUCUUCCGAGUGCUUAACAGACAGUCAAUCCAGUUGUUACCAAUCUUUUCUUCUUUACUAUUUUUAUUUCAUAAUACAAAGUUCCAAGGGGUGGUCAAAAUCCCUCAAAAGUCUUGAGGGUAGUGAUUUUAAGUUUAGUCUGCCAUGCACAAAGAAGGGUUAGGAUUUGUGGACUAAAAUAGAAUGUAAUUUAUAUCCUAUCAAAUUAAUUUUGUAAAAAGUCCACGUUUCUUAUAGUAAAAUAACAUCAAAAGAUUUAAUAAAACUAAUAAAUUCAGGGUCAUUGGCCUUUUUCCUCAAGCCCACAAUGUUCCAGGAAAGGAUCUGAAACCUAGGGUCACUUGGCAGUCAUUUGAUUUCAAUUAAGUGAUCCCAUCAGUUACCAUUCCCCCUGCCCUUUUAACUAUUCCAAGGAAUCAACACCCUAACAUCUUCACUACAGCAAAUGGUUAAUUGCCUGUCCUUGCUGGGCUUGCACUCCCCCUUACGGAGCAGGUUCACUGUUUGGGAGUGCUUCUGGAUCCAGCUCUGUCACUGGAGGCUCAUGUAUAUACAGUGGUUGGAAGUGCCUUUUACCAACUGUGACUGGUUUAACAGUUAUAGACAUUCCUGAACUGGGAAAGUCUGGCCACAGUAGAUCAUGAAUUGGUUACUUCAAGAUUGCAAUAUGCUCUAUGGGGGGCUUCCCUUGCACUUGAUCCAGAAGCUGCAAUUAAUGCAGAAUGCUGCAGCACAAUUGCUGACAGGAGUGAGGCCUUGUCAGCAUAUAGUGCCUGUUCAGUGAUCUGCACUGGUUACCAAUUUGUUACCAGGCCAAGUUCAAGGUGUUACUAUCAGUAUAUAAUGGCCAUAAUAACUUGGGGCCAGUUUACCUAAGAGAUCAGCUUACCCAACGUGUGCCCACUUGACCGCUUCAAUCAGCGGAAGUGGUACUACCACAAGUGCCAUAUAAUACCCAUUCUGCAUUUGUAAGAACUCAAUCAUUUAUUGUAGCAGCACUUACACUUUGGAACUCCCUGCCUAUUAAUAGCAAGCAGCUGCCUUCACUGUAUUCUUUUAGGUGCCUGCUAAAUAUAUUCUUGUUUAGACAAGCCUACCCAGAUGCUUAGAAAGUUGAUGUGAGUUUUAACUUGUUUUAGCAUUUCAAAGUUUUGUGUGUUUUAAAAUACAGGCACCACCCCUUACGCAUAUUCGACUCAUGUGCAACCGCAUACACGCACCGGGAAAUUAAAAAUAAUUCUAUUCAAACCUGGAAAUGGCAGGAGAGCAGCAGAGUCCCCGUGGCUUGCAAGGAGACCCUCCCUGGAAAAUGAUUUUUUCUAUAGAUUAUGAAGGCCUGAAAAAGGCGCACGGGGGCCCUGCUGCUGCUGCAUCAUCAUGCUCACCAGCUCAGAACUGUGAAAGCCACUUCGCAAGUCCUGUCUGUGCGGCUUUCCCAGCCUCUCUGGUGAGGAGUGGGGGCUCCCCUGGAAAUAAUGCCUUCUAUAUCCACCUAAUGAAGAACAAAAGCUUUAAAAUGUGUCAACAGGGCUGCAGGUUCCAAAUUCAUGUGUGGGAAGCUGAAAGGCAGGAAGCUGCUCCUUGCAGCGGGCUCAGCUGCGCGGCUUCCCUAUCCUUCCUGCCAAGAUUGAAGGUGAAGAGGGGAGGAAGGGAGUCUUCAUUGCCCUUUAGAUUAGAAGGGAAGGAGCAGAACAAGGGCAAACAAAAGUGGAUGGGGGGGGGAGAACAAAAAACAAAGCCACUCAAGCUCCCCACUUACGCACAUUUCAUUUAUGUUUUUUUUGGGGGGGGGGGUUACGUAACCCCCACGUAAGUGGAAAGUUGCCUGUAUUAUUGUACGUGUUCCUAGGUAUAAUUUUAUUGUUUUAUCUUUUGAUGUAUUUUGAAAAACCAAGUGUAUACAUUUUGUGAAAUAAAUAAAUUGGUGACUUCCUGGCUCACAGCCCUCUCACACACAUACACAACACUAAUUCUCAUUGCACCACUACACCCAAGCCAUUUGGGCCAUCCUACCUGUACAAAGAAGUCCAUCUUUAUAGUAAAGUGCGUACACUCUGGCACUGUGUCCAAUCAGUGAGGAGGUCUCAAAGGCUUUGUGGUCCUCUAGUUGCUUCAUCCUUAAGAUGGCCUUCAAGUACACCUUCUUCCAGUGCAAAGCAUCUUGGACAGAGUCAUCAAUCUGCCAGCCCAGUUUUCUACAGGCAGUCUGCCACACCUCCAUACAGGCACUUAUGACCUUGUUCCAUUGCUUAGAGACGAGGCAGCACGUGAGUAAGGUCUGAGGGUCAAGCCAUUUUAACAAAUAAAAACUGAGUUCCAACGGGAGGAGUUUGAGGAAGUCCCGUUUGAGGAGGGUCUCUAGGUUAUUGGAGAGGUGCCUGAGCUGGAUAGCCCCACUCAAGCUAAUCAGGUGAUCCAACGACUCAUUUUUCUGCAAGUCCGUCAGAGAGAGAAACGUAACAGAAAUAUUAUCAAGCCAUGCUUCAAAGUCCUUUCUCUCCAUAAGGUUAUGGAAACAUUUACCUGUGGGACAUCAAAAUACAGUAUUAGUUCUGCUCAAAAACCAAAUACGAACAUCUUAAAUAAAAAAAUAAAAAAUGACACACUCUGCCUCAGAUGCACUUUAAACAACAACAUGGCACAGGGCGGUUAAUAUAGAAAAACCAGCAAUGUACAAUGUGAAGGAGAACUCCCUUUUAAACCGAAUGUGCAGAUCACAACAUGCAAAAACUGUGGGAUUUUUGUCUGUCCAGUGCAAAAUAUAGUAGUGCCUUUGAAAGCCUAUGAUUUUCAGCUGCCAGUCCUUAUGUUUGGUUUCACAUGGCAUGAUCAAAGGAAAACAAGGGACCCAACAUCAAUGUGACAUCAGGUGCCUGACAGGUAGGUGUCUCAGCUCUCCUCUCAGACUUGGUCCAAAAGGUUUGGGGGAAGGGAAGUCUCUGGACUGCUAGCCCCAUCCAGGUCCCAACCCCUGGUUUAGAUUUAUCAGAGGACCUUUCCACAGACAAUUGCUGAAUGGAUAGCCGAGCAGCAAGGAGUUGGACCACAAUGCAUAUUGGUUCCACCUAACUUUCUUCCCUACCUAGCAUUUCAAUGGGAAAGAGGGCAUAUUUACCUUAAGUAGUUGUCUGUAUUAUCAGAUAGUUGCUUAGCAGGUAGCUGCCAAUUGUCUUCUUGCUCCUCAGAACCCGACAGGGAUUGGGAUUCCUCUGGGGCCAUUUCUUCUGUAGGUGUAACAAGAACCAUAUAAGUCACUGAGGCCAGAUUUUCUCCUCUUCUCCAAUCACUGCAUAGUGCUCUAAUGAUUCCCAAACCCACUACUGUUACCACUCACUUUUGACCACACCUUAACUUUCCAACCUAAUUCAUCUGAUCAAGGGAUAUUUCUUUAUAAUGACUAGGAUUCUACGUUUGCUGUCUUGGGAGUAAAUCCCAUUGAAGCCAACUGGACUUGCUCCAAAGAAUGUGUUAAGGAGUUCUGUAGUUCAAUAAAGGUUCUUGCAAAGUAUGUGUUAAGAUCCAGGUGUUAAUACUUGUUUUGCGAAAGACUAGGUAAAAUUUUGUCAAACUGGGAUAAGACAAUAAUCCAAAGUAGUAGAGGGGAGAAAGGAGAAGUUUAUAAAAACUUAAAAGAUAUUAAUGAUUAUUUUUUAAAAUGUUAUUUGGAAUUAGAUAAUAAACUAAAGAUCAUAGCUUAUGAGGGUGUAGAAGCUUUAAAAAAUAAAAUAAAAUUAUCUUAUUUAGAUUAUUGACAAAUGCAAAUGUUAUUUUUCACCAAUAUCAGAAGCAGAAAUCAAGCAAACUAUUCUUAAAAUGACAACUGGUAAAACACCACGAUUUCCUAUUGAAUAAUAUAAGACAUACAUUGAUCUACUAGUACCAAAACCUCAUCAACUGUAUGAAGAGAUGUGUGACAAAGGUAUUUUAUCAAUGGCAUUUAAUCAAGCUUAUAUUACAGCUAUACCAAAUCAGACAAGCUGAGUAAAGUUGAUACAAAGAUUUUAACAACGACCCAAGCAAAUAGAAUUCAGCAAGUAAUAGUGGUGGUUACGGAGAAUGACCAGACUGGCUUUAUAAAAAUGAGGCAGCAAAUAAUAUUAGAUUAGUGGUGGAUUUGUAAGAUUUAAAUAAAAAUAAAGACAAUUUUUAAUUAUAUCAUUAGGCAUGAAAUGGUUUUCAACAAUAUUUAUGUAUAUAAAGGUAAAGGUAAAGGGACCCCUGACCAUUACGUCCAGUUGUGGACGACUCUGGGGUUGCGGCGCUCAUCUUGCUUUAGUGGCCGAGGGAGUCGGCGUACAGCUUCUGGGUCAUGUGACCAGCAUGACUAAGCCACUUCUGGCAAAUCAGAGCAGCACACGGAAACGCCAUUUACCUUCCCGCUUCCUACUUGCACUUUGAUGUGCUUUUGAACUGCUAGGUUGGCAGGAGCAGGGACCAAGCAAUGGGAGCUCACCCCGUCGUGGGGAUUUGAACCGCCAACCUUCUGAUCGGCAAGUCCUAAGCUCUGUGGUUUAACCCACAGCGCCACCCGCGCCCCUGUAUAUAGGGGUAGCUUUAACUAAAUUGGUUUUCCCUUUAGUUUUUAUAAAAUGGAUAAAAGUAGUGUAUGAUUCAACUAAAUCUAGAGUUAAAGUGAAUGGUAUCCUGUCCACCACCUUUUCACUGCCUUGAGGAACUAGACAAGGAUGUUCACUUUCACGUUUGCUUUUUAAAUAAUUGUUUAGAACCCCCUAGCUUGCGCUAUUAGACAACAUUGUGAGAUUCACACCACAGCGGUUCAUAAUUCAGUUGAAUAUAAAUUGAUUUUAUUUUCAGGUGGUACCAAACUAGUAUUCCUAUAUUGAUGCAAACAAUAGAUGCUUUUGGUAAAAUAUCAGGAUACUUUAUUAACUGGUCCAAAAGGAAUUGAUGCCAUUACGUGAAAAAUUGAUUACUCUUUCAGGUAAGGAAUUAUCAAUUCCGGAUUUGCUCCAAAUCUAUUAUAUAACUAGGUUUAAUGCCAAGAGACAUAACUCGAUUAGUUACAAUUCAUAUAAACAAAAUAAUAAAAGAGGCUUCUUUAGUUACUGAUAGAUGGGAGUCAUUAAACCUUAACCUUAGGGGAAGGUUGAAUCCUUUCAAAAUAUACAUUAUUCCCAGAUUUAUCUAUAUACUACUUGCUUGUAAAAAAGCCAAACCCUUCAAAAAACCCUUUCCCUUAUGUCACUAUUUAGAUUGCAAGCCUAAAGACAGAGUUGUGUUACUUUUGCUGAAGCUUUAAAUUGCAAAGUGCCUUUUGGUGAGUAUCUUUUAAACACUUAAGAAUUAUUAUUAUUCUAAAUAUAGGGUGGGGGGAAGGGCAGCAUUUAACAAAUAAAUGGGAGAGAUGACGUUAAUGGGGGGUGAGGUAUAAAGUAGAUAGCAUGCCUCAUGCAUAUUUUUUUCUUUCAAGUUGGGUCUUGACGUGGAAUCAGAAAAGUGGAUUGCUUUUAUAAUCUUUGGCCACAAUACAACAAAGAGUUGAGCACACCUAAAUUUGCACUGAACUAUUGCCAUUUAUUUCAAAGGACUGGGUCUGUACAAUUGUGCAUUAGUGCAUAAAGGUCAAAAUGUAAUAAUAAUAAUAAUACGUCUCCCAUAAAAGAGCACACACAAAAGUGGCAUGGAAAACACUCUUUAUCAGCCUAUGCUCUUAGGUUUCUGGAUCUGAUUCCGGAGACGAUGGAUGGGGGAAGGGUCAUAGCUCAGUAGUAGAGCAUCUACUUUGCAUGCAGAUGAUCCCAGGGGACCUGCCCAUCUUGAGUUAGGGCUGGGAGUGUCUCAUGCCUGAAACCCUGGAUAAGUGUAGUUGGUGUGGCAAUACUGAGCUGGGUGGACUAAUGGUUUGGGUAUAAAACAGCAUCUUAUAUUCCUACUGUUGUCUGGGAAGCAAUCCAUGCAUUUGAUGUUUUUAUAGAGGGCUAGAUUUUAACAAGUUCCUGGCGUGCUCUCGUCCAUGGGGUCACGAAGAGUCGGACACAACUAAAUGACUGAACAACAACAACAGAUUUUAACAGGUCAGACUAUUUCUCUAGCCCAGUCUAUGCUGACUGGUGGUAGCUCCCUAGAAAGGAAGACCCCUUCCACCACCUGAUACAUGAUUUGUUUUUCUUUUAAGGUAAUUAUGACAGCAUUCAACCUGUCUAGAACAUUCUACAUCCAAAGCAUAUAGUCCAACUACAUUUGAUGCUGGCCAAAGGAUCCCGCUUCAGGAAACACCUGUGACCGGAUAGUGUUCACAAGUGAAAAUUGCCUCUGAAAAGCCUGGGGUGGGGAAAACCCCCAUGCUAACUAGUUCAAUAUCGGAGAACAAGAACAGCCAUAUGCGACAUGCAGAGUCUUGUGGCAUCUGCUGGGCGGUCUCCAGGUGUUACUAGACUACAAUUCCCCUCAUCCCUAGCUAGCAGGACCAUCCAGCGACACCUGGGGAGGGACCUGAGGUUGGGAAAGGCUGAGCUAGAGUGUCGCACCCGUGCCCGCGAGACCAGGAUUCAAACAACCAUUUGCUCAUGAAGCCAGCUGCCCAGUGGGGAUAAAACGGGGAAGGGGAGAAUACGCUGAUCUCCCGGGAAUAAAGGAAGGGUGUAAAUAGGAUAAUACAUAAUAGCUAAGAAUCAAAACACGACGCCGAUCCCAUCAUUCUGCACCCCCCUUACCCCCUUCUCAAUCCCGGGCCCUCCCGCAACCUCUUUUGCACCUACCUCAACGGAGACCUCUCCUCAACUUCACCCCAAAGGGCGCAAGUCUCCCCUUCCACCCGCCCCGCCCCCUCAGCCCCCCUCCCCACUGCAGGCGGUCUCUAUGACAACCCACCUGAGCCCCGCCCCCUUCCGCCGCUCUCCUCAGCCGCGCUCCCUCCUCCCACCGCACUGCCCCUCUUCUCUUCCCGCCCCCUCCCGCCCACUUUAUUUUUCGGGGGCGGGGGGUCCAACCUUUCGCCGCCGGGUCCCAGCAAACACUCUACCACAGGCACUUCCGGCGUGAGCACCUGACGUCAUCUUCCUCGCGCCUCUUUCCCGCCCCGGAUUUUAGAGUCACUUCCGUCCGGAAACGGAAACUUUUUUUAAAAAGUCUAACUUAAGGUACCCAUAGAGAUAGAAAUGUAGAGCAUUUUCUGAACCACCGAUAUAAAAUGUGAACGGUGACACCAUUGGACAUGAUUCUCUUGCACUGCUACAAAGUCUCUCGAAAUUCUCUCUAGAGACCGACGGCCCUCCAAUGCUCUUUACAGCAUUGGAAAACCAGUUGAAAUUGAGAACGGGAGUUGCCAUUGUGUAUUGUUGACGAUGUGUGGCUCUUCAUUUUUCUAUAUCUUUGGUUUUUUCCUUUCUCCUUCCAGGGCACAAGAGAGGCCGAGCCGGAAGUACAAUCACAUGGGGGAAAGGAUUUAAUCGACUGAGUUUCUGGUCCGUUGUUAUUUUCCUCUCUACCCUGAAAACGUGGUCCCAACUGUUUAGUUCCGCUUUGCAGUAGAUUCUCAAGAUUGUAGUUGCCGGCUUUAAUUUGGAGGUGAAGAGGGAUGCUUUAGUCCUUGGACGGGAAGGGAAGGUGAGUUUGUGCCGCCCAAAGCCUCCCCCAAUAUUUUUUCCUUACAUUAUCCCGCUUCCACCCUUCUUCAACUAGAUUUUAAUUCAUUCUCUCUCCUAAGUUCCCUAAUUUUGCACGCUUUCUGCCAAGCUCUCCGGUCCGAGGCUAUUUUAACAGUCUAGCGUCGCAUUCUGUACUUCCACAGGGGUCUUGGGGAGGGGUUUUCCCAGGCCUGCUACUAAAGUUGGAGGCUGAUCCUGGGACAUGACCCACGACUUCUCUGGUGAAACAAGUUUUGUGCGUUGGGGGUGUUGGAUUGUGAGAUGACACCCAAGAAGAGCACUACAGAUAUGGUUAAUAGCGCCUAUGUGGUGCCAGAGAGAAAUAGUGCCUUGUCCCUUGUGUGCCAGUGAGGGACGUGUGUCUUCCUUUGUGGGGUUCUCUGACUGUGGGGUUCCUGAUGUUCCGUCUCCCUCAGCAAAUGCCCGCUUUGCGUUUUACUAGCCCUUUGGAAUUGCAGUACUUUUCAGGCUGGCUGCCUGUUUACUCAGUCCAUCCCUCUUGCCUAACAAUACAGGGCAGAAGAGCAUGGGCGUAGUCAGGGCUUUUGUUGGGGCGGGGGCAGAACCGACGUGAUUCGUCAGUUAUUUUCAUUGUUUUACUUGAUGUAGGGACGGGCAGCUGCCCCUCCUGCCCCCCCCCUUUGCUACGCCCAUGCAGAAGAGUGGUGAUCAGCAAAGAUCAGGAGUUGAGUCACAGCUUGUCACGAGAGGGAGCGACCCCAACUGCCUUGAAGAUGGUGGUUGUGAGGCCACUCCCAAAUAAAUUUCCCUAGAUCUUGAAAUUGUUCCAGCUUCAGGACCAGUUGCAAGUGUUACCAUUUGGGGCAAGGUGUUCAGGCAGGUGGUGGCUGUCCAGUUGUUCUUGGAUGACCCAGAUUAGAGGGAGACUGGCACAAAGUGAUCCCCAUUAGUUUGCUGGCAGAACAUGGAUUUGCUCCUAGAUUUCUCUAGCUCAAAUCUGAUGCUCCACAGGAAAGCAUGUGAUUGACUGAACAAAUACAGAGUGCCUUUUCUAUGAUACCAUCACACCUAGUCUCCUUUCCCAACCUUUCUGGAUUGCUUGAUACUCUUCAAUAACCUUUUUGAGAUGGGGCAGCUGGAACUGUACCAAGUAUUCUCAUUAUGGGCCCCCUCUAGAUGUCCUUUUUAUCCUGCAUUCCUGGUGAUUUGGUAUCAGGGCAGUUAUACAUGAUCCUGUUUCCCAUAUUGUUUUGCGCAUGUGCAUGCCCUGCUAGCUUCCUGCUGAAAUAUGAAAUUUUUUCAUGCCACAAACGUUCAGGAGGAGAGGGGCUUUGUUGUAGUAGCUGUUAUUGUGCUGAAGUUCCCCUAUAGAUGGCAGUAAAGUAGUAACAGUGAAAAAGCAUUGCAGAAAAGUAAUGAAAUGCACUGAUACAGUGGUACCUCAGGGUAAGUACUUAAUUCGUUCCGGAGGUCUGUACUUAACCUGAAACUGUUCUUAACCUGAAGCACCACUUUAGCUAAUGGGGCCUCCCGCUGCCGCCGCGCCGCCGGAGCACGAUUUCUGUUCUCAUCCUGAAGCAAAGUUCUUAACCUAAAGCACUAUUUCUGGGUUAGCGGAGUCUGUAGCCUGAAGCAUAUGUAACCUGAAGCAUAUGUAACCCGAGGUGCCACUGUAUGUGGAUAAUCUAGUAUGAAUCCAGCACUAAUGCUCUGUUCAAUGACAUGUUGCAGAGUACACCCACCUACCGCAAAAAAAAGCACCAGUCUGGAGAGGAUGUCAUGAGACCUGCAGUCCUAUUGGGAUUUGGUUGGCAUGCUCUGAUGAAGUAGGAAUAAAUGGGGGAGGGGGCUGAAGUGGGAUAAUCUGGGUUGGAGGAGGAUUAGGGGUACCUCCCCUCUCCACCCCAAGUCCAGUUGCUUUGGAAGGGGAAGCAGCUAUGCCAGCUCUUUCCUCCAACCUUGCUGCAGAGCAGGAAGCAUCAGUAACAGCUAGGAAGGCUGAACAGGAGGUGGCAGCGACUGAACAAGACCCUGAGCAGGAGGGUGCUGCCUUGCCCUCUAGGAUCAGGAUCUGCCUUCACAAAUGGUAACAGAUCCACAUACCCCAACAGAAUGCACAUUUGCAGUUCCAACAUCGCCACAAGGCAAGAUAGUGAGGGCACUAUGUUUUAACAGGCAGAGUGUAUAAACUUGUUGGAACAUUUUUGGUGCUUCCAUCCAGUUCUGAAUAACUUGCUCUUCUCCUGAACUUCCCAAGUCUUGGGUCUGCUGCUGAGCCUGUACUUCCAAGUAAGAGCUUCUGCUUGCAUGUGUUGGAUGGGAGUCAGGACAGUGCCCUACAAUCCUGCCCAGCAACAGUGUCCUAUACUUUUUGCUUUACACCCAGCCUGAUGAAAGCCUUUCCUAGCUUCUUUGAGACCUUUCCUUUGGGUAUAUUAACAGUAGUUUCCCACUGUUAUUUUUGGAUCAUUGAGGGUUAUGGUGUUCUCAGUUCUCAGAGUGCCAGUCCUUACAUUGCCAAAAGGGUACCAUCCACUCAUACAAGAGGGAGGUAUCUGUAGGCUCUGAGGAACCCCCUGGCCUCCCUGUAACAAAACCUAGCCCACUGAAGUCUUGAACAUGCUCAGGAUCCAUAGAAUGCUGAGUGUGUUGAGAUGGAAAACAUGGGAAUGAGAGGGAAUGAAAUGGAGUGCCCUGGAAGAGGGCAUGGCUGGCUAGCUGGAACCCUGAACAAGAGCAGUUCAUGCUACAAAGUUUUGUUUCAGUUCCCCCUUCUGGCCAGCUGCAGUUUUGUCUCAUUUUCAAAAAUGAAGGCAGCAAUGUAUGGCUGAGGAAGCAAAAUAGGUCACAAGACUUUCAUUUGCUACUUCUUGCUUAUGAUCUUCAUCUCCCCCCUUCUCUAUUUUUGGUUCUAUUUUAAAGUCUUCAGGGCUAAGAAACAGACAUCAUUUGCUGGGCAGAAUUGCAUUCUCUGCCACCAAUGGGAGAUAUGGCAUCUGAGGAAACCAGACCCCUUUUGAGUACUGAGACAGAACUGCCUGCUCAAAGACCCUCUCCGCUGGAGAUCUAUCUGAGGUGUGUGUAUUUAUCUGGCUUUUGCUUUUGGAAAACCGUCAAAAUGCAGUUGUUCUAGUUAUGCCCUGCUGGCCAGGAAUAUAAGGCUUUGCCAAAUAUGGACUGAGGGACAAACAAGGUCCUAAUGUUGGUUAUCUACAAGUCCAGUAGUCAGCCUCUGCCCCUCUGCCCCUUUGCCCUCACACUGUAUGAGCUGUUUGUAAUGGAGUUUAAUGAAUGACAUCUCUGCUUGCCAGAUUCUGAAUUGUUGGCUCAACAGAAUCACCCUGAGAGGUUUUCCAAAUCUGAUUGAGAAUCUUGGAACAAGAGAGCUUUUCUUCUAAAUGCAUAAUCUGAGCUGUUUCUGAUGUUCAGGCAUGCCAAUCCUUGCACAGCCCAAAUGGCACCAUUUGUACACAAUAUAACAGCAGGCUUGGAGGGGGAGUGUUUAGUGGCGGGGGGCAGGGUCCCAAGGGAGGGAAACUCUUUCAAAAGCAGGCCAGUGACGACUGAGCAUGCUUGUUAUCUGUGGAAUGUUGACUGCUGGGAGAGAGAUUCAGAAGGUGAGGAAAUGGAAUGGAUAAUCCAUGAAAAGGGCAUGUCUGGCUAGAACACUCCAUUCUGCAACAUUUGCUUGCUGUUUUUCUUUUUUGGUGUUUUCAUUGAGUUCUCUACCACAAUCCCAAGAUGCUGGUCAGUCAUCUCCAUUUGAAGACCCUAUCAUUGUUUUGUGUGAAAGCUGGAUGUGAGUGUAGAAGCAACUCUCCCAUCCUGCAGUUUCCAGCACCUUGUAUUCAGAAGCAGACUGCCUCUGACAGUGGAGGCAGAACAUUGUCAUUUUGGCUAGUAGCCGUUUAUUGGCUUGUGAAUUUGCCUAAUCUUUUAAAGCCAUUUACUGAACCAGCUUUACAAAUGGGACCUAUUGGGUGACAGUAAAAGGUAAAGGACCUCUGGAUGGUUAAGUCCAGCCAAAGGCGACUAUGGCGUGCAGUGCUCAUCUUGCUUUUCAGGCUGAGGGAGCCAGCAUUUGUCCACAGACAGCUUUCCGGGUCAUGUGGCCAGCAUGACUAAACUGCUACUGGCGCACGGAGGACCAUGAUGAGUGCCAGAGCACACGGAAACACUGUUUACCUUCCCGCCACAGUGGUAACUUUUUAUUUGCUUGGAGACAGUAUCACCCAUAGAGAAGAUGUUAUCAGUUAUCCCUAAUCACAUCUUGUUGCCACAGCUGUGCCUUCAUAAUUGAGUGGGAGCUACACAGCACAUCCCUUCCUAUUGUCUUACACCAGGGGUGGGGAAUGUGGCCUCUUCAUUUGACCCUUGGAACUAUUCUGGAACUAUUCUCUGGUCCUGUGUCUCCCACUCCUCCCGGCCCUGUUUCGCACCCAUAAUAUUUUUGCCUGGCAGGAAUUAGUCCUUUAACUUUGACAAUGCCCCUUGGUGGAACUGGGAAGUAUCCCCCAUCUCAAUCCCUGGAGGCCAGCUGCCAGUCAGUGUAAUGGACUGACUUGGUAUAAGGCAGUUUCCUGCAGGCUUAAAUAUUUGUGUGUUUGGGUGCUAAACUAAAUAGAUGUAGUGAUGGCCACCAACUUGGAUGGCUUCAGAAGAGGAUCAGACAAAUUCAUGAAGGGUGUGGCUAUCUGUGGCUACUAGCUGCAGUGGCUAUGCGUUCUUCCUCCACUGUCACACACCUCUGAAUGCCAGUUUCUAGGAAUCACAGCUAGGGAGAACACUGUGGUGCUCAGGUCUUGCUUGUGGGCUUCCCAAGACAUCUAAUUGGUCACUGUGAGAACAGGAUGCUGGAACAGGUGGACCAUUGGCUUGAUCCAGCAGAUUGUUCUUAUGUUCUUAAACAGUUUCUUUCAAAAGAAAGAGUCAGCGGAAGCACUAAUACAUCUGCAUCUGCAACUGAAAGAUCUGAAACAAAAGCGUGUGAUCUUUUCAGGUGUCUGCUGAGCUGCAUCGUCUGCAAAAAAGGGCAGCUGUUUGUGUGUCUCUCCCCCACCCCCAUAUUUUUCAUUUUCACUUCUUGUGCAGCAAGGUCCAAAAUCAGAAUCUCUUCCUGGCUACGUUUGCUGCUGUGCUGGGACCACUAAGCUUUGGAUUUGUCCUUGGCUACAGUUCGCCGGCUAUUCCGAGCCUAAAGAAAGUUAGCAACCCGGAAUUAAGGUUGGAAGACAUUCAAGCAUCUUGGUUUGGGGUAAGUCUUCUGCUCCAUAAGCAAAGGAAGGGCAAUACUUCAGUGGCAGAGCAUCUCCUUUGUGUGCAGAAGAUCCUAGGUUCAUUCUCCAGCAUCUUCAGGUGGAGCUGGAAUUGUCCCUUCCUAAUACCCUGGAGACCUGCAGCACGGCAGUGUUGAUAGCACUUCACUAGAUGAACCCCUGUGAAAUGACGUUAUAUAAGGCAGCUUCCUGUGUUCUUCUGUUGGCUUGAUAAUAUGGGGUGGAAAAUAAAUGCUUAUUGACUUGUGCCAGAGUAUAGAGACAUAUGGGACGCAGGUGGCGCUGUGGGUUAAACCACAGAGCCUAGGACGUGCCGAUCAGAAGGUCAGCGGUUCGAAUCCCCGUGAUGGGGUGAGCUCCCGUUGCUCGGUCCCUGCUCCUGCCAACCUAGCAGUCCGAAAGCACGUUAAAAUUCAAGUAGAUAAAUAGGUACCUCUCCGGCGGGAAGGUAAACGGCGUUUCCAUGCACUGCUCUGCAUGCUGGCCACAUGACCCGGAAGCUGUAUGCCGGCUCCCUCGGCCUGUAGAGCAAGAUGAGCGUGCAACCCCAGAGUCGGGCACGACUGGACCUAAUGGUCAGGGGUCCCUUUACCUUGUAUAGAGACAUAGGAAGGUUUAUUGAGUCAGAUCAUUCUUCCAUCUAGUCCAGCACUCUUGAUUGUCAGCAGCUCUCCAGAGUCUCUAUCUACCUUCUACCAAAUCAGUACAUCGGCUCAUCUAGCUUAGUACUGUCUACACUGACUGUCAGCAGCUCUCCAGGGUUUUAGGCAGAGAUUCCCCCACAGUCCAACUUGGAGAUGUCGAUGAUUAAACCUGGGACCAUGAGCAUGCAAAGCUGAUGUCCCACCAUAGAGCUAGGGCCCCCUCCCUUAAAAAUAAAGGAGGAUUCUAGUCCUCAAUAGUUCUUGCUGAAUCAAACAGGAACAUAGGAAGUCACCAUAUACAGAGCAGGGGAGAGGUGUGUAUGUCGCCUCCGAACACCUUGCAGGAUAGGUCAGAUAUAAAUGUCAUUUAUACUGUGCCAUAAUUGCAUACACCAAAUCUUGGGUUAGUUAAUGUGAUCGAAAGGGGCAGGAAUCUACAGUCAGAAACUGUUCAGUUGUGAGAGUCAGUUCCUUUUUCCUUUUUCUUUUGCAGUCUGUCGUAACGCUGGGCGCUGCAGCAGGCGGGAUUCUGGGGGGAUAUGUCGUGGAUAAAUUUGGCCGGAAGCUUACCCUGAUGCUGUGUGCCAUCCCAUUCGUUUUUGGCUUCACAAUCAUAAUCUCAGCUCAGAAUGUCUGGAUGCUUUAUGUGGGCCGGCUACUGAAUGGCUUGGCCAGUGGGGUAACAUCCUUGGUGGUCCCGGUAAGAGAUGGCCUGCCCUGUCCUUUCUCAUUGCAGUUUUGUGGAAAGAGAGCCAUCUGCUGAAUGCCAGAAUCUGCAUUUUACUGAGUUGGAGACCAUUAACCCAUCUAGUUCAGUAUUAUCUAUUAAGGGGAUGGGGAAUUUCAGGCCCAGAGGCCUAAUUGCACUGUUAAUUAGGGAAUUUCAGUACUUGAUUCUGAUUUUGUCACCUGUAUCUACGUACACCUGUCUCUGAUUGCCUUGAUUCUAUAAGAAAAACAGGGAUACACUACUGACCCGCCCUCUCUUUUUUCUUGUUGUAUUGAAAAAAUGCAAAAUUCUGCAAAUGCAAAAACAAAUAAAAUAUAUCCUUUUCUCUGUAUGACUUGAACAAGACUCCCUUCCCCUUUUGUCCACGCUGUAGGUAUAUAUUUCUGAAAUAGCCCACUCCAAAGUUCGAGGGAUGCUAGGAUCGUGCGUUCAGCUGAUGGUGGUGACUGGCAUCUUGGGAGCUUAUAUAGCAGGUACACCCAUGUGGCUCUGUUGUGUUCUUGGGUUUGCACAUUUUCUCUUGCACACAUCAUCGUGGGAUACAAGUACACCAACCAACACCUGUGGAUGGUGUUGGCACAGAAUGUUGUGGGAAACUGAGUGGGAAGAGGGAGUGGAGUACAGUGGUACCUCAGGUUAAGAACUUAAUUCGUUCUGGAGGUCCAUUCUUAACCUGAAACCGUUCUUAACCUGAGGUACCACUUCAGCUAAUAGGGCCUGCUGCUGUGCUGCCACCACGCGAUUUCUGUUCUCAUCCUGAAGCAAAGUUCUUAACCCAAGGUACUAUUUCUGGGUUAGCAGAGUCUGUAACCUGAAGCAUCUGUAACCCGAGGUACCACUGUACCUUGAAAGGAGAGGGUAUGACUGUCUGCUUUCAUACCUUUGAGCAUUUUUGCUUGGGUGGAAAGUGUCCUUGAAUUCUGAUCAUUCCUCUUGCUUGCCUGAAUGAUUGGUAGAGAGUUGGUGUGUGAGAAUGUGUGCAGAUACUAGCCUACUGUACAAAGGCAAUAUCUGCAUUCCUUUCUCACGUUUGCCUCUGGCCUCACCCACCACGGGCGCCAACGGGCACUCUGUCUUAACGGAAUACAUCACUUGAAUUCUGGGGGAGCUGUUUGCAGCUAUAACGUGCACCAGCUUGCAUUUAGCCUUCUGGGCAUGACAAAAGCUGCCAAGUGUCCUUUAUUCCUUGCCCCUAAGAACGGCUCUUCUUCUUUUGGGUCUCCUCCCUCAGGCACAGGGCUGGACUGGCGCUGGCUGGCUGUACUGUGUUCCGUCCCACCAUGUUUUAUGCUGGUACUUGUGGCUUUCAUGCCCGAAACGCCUCGUUUCCUGCUGAGCCGGAAUCAGCGGCCAGAGGCCAUUGCUGCUCUGCAGUUCCUGCGGGGGCCCCUGGUGGACCAUGAGUGGGAAUGCAGGGAGAUUGAAGUGAACGCCGAAGGACAGGUAAGUGGAGCAGGAACCAUACUGAAACCAGGCACGUUCUUGGGUUGCAAGGGUGGGAAAGGUGGCAGGAGAAUGCACCUGCCUCUUCUCCCUGCUAGCUCAGCUCUCUCCAGCUUUAGGCUUUUCAGGGGAGGAGGGUAGAAGCCUGAAGUGUUUUCCAUCUGGUAUAGAGACGCAGGUGGCGCUGUGGGUUAAACCACAGAGCCUAGUGCUUGCCAAUCAGAAGGUCGGCGGUUUGAAUCCCCGCAACAGGGUGAGCUCCCGUUGCUCGGUCCCUGCUCCUGCCAACCUAGCAAUUUGAAAGCACGUCAAAGUGCAAGUAGAUAAAUAGGUACCACUCCGGCAGGAAGGUAAACAGCAUUUCCGUGCGCUGCUCUGGUUUGCCAGAAGCGGCUUAGUCAUGCUGACCUGGAAGCUGUACGCCGACUCCCUUGGCCAAUAAAGCGAGAUGAGCACCGCAACCCCAGAGUCGUCCGCGACUGGACCUAAUGGUCAGGGGUCCCUUUACCUUUACCUUUUACCUCCUGGUAUAAUCUGGCAGAUGCUAACUGCCCCCUGACAUUCUUUUCCUCUGCUGCUGAACUGCUCAGUAGUCAACCCCUUGCUGGAACUGCACAGGAAUCAGCAGCAGUUUUGCAAACAGAACAGGGGGUGGCCUGGUACAGCCACUUACAGUCAUGUCCACCCUGUCAGGGGGGCUGGGGUGAGGUCUGCUUUGCCACUUUGCCAGCAGGAUUGAACUUGCUGCUCGGCAGCUGAUGAGUGGGGAAGGUUCAACCCUUCCCUUUGUAGGGGUCUGCAUUGUCAUCGUGUUUCUCCCUGCAGGGAACAUAGUGGCGAAGCAGCAACUGGCAGCGCUGAACUCUCUGCUCCCCAGCUGAUGAGUGAAGGGUGCAAUCCUCCACUCUGCAGGGGUUUGUUUUGCUCACGUUUCCCUGCAGGGAACGUGCUGGCAAAACAGUAGCCAGCAGGAUUGACAUCAGCUAAUGGGCAGGUGGGCAUGGUUUUGGGGAAAUGGCCCAGCCGGCCAAAUUGGUUGUCCUCAUGGGCCAAGAUUCCUAGUUCAGUCCCUGACAUCUGCAGCCAGGGUGCUGGGAUCUCUACCUCAGACCCCAGAGGGGUACAGUUGCCCUCAACACUGAAACACUGGCUAUGUCUUCCUUUGCAGGAGGAGCUAAGUCUGGCCGAGUUUAAGAAUCCAGCCAUUUACAAGCCAUUCUUCAUUGGUAUCGCCAUGAUGUUCUUCCAGCAAGUGUCGGGGAUCAAUGCCAUCAUGUUUUAUGCGGAAACCAUCUUUGAAGAAGCCAAAUUCAAGGUGGGGGGCUCCUCUGUCCUCUUAACACCUUGGAUGCAGCCAUUCUCAUUCAUAUCUUGGUCAGAUGCCCAAGAAUUGGACACAGUAUUCCAAGUGUGGUCUGACUAAGACACAAUAGAGUGGUACUAUUACUUCCCUAGGGCUUCUGUUGAUGCAGCCUAGAAUAGUAUUAGCUUUUCCUUGCAGCUGCAUCACACAUUUUCAAAUAUUUGAGAUUUUUAUUUAUUUCUUGCUGUUGUGUGUUUUCAGGAGAGUGGUGCUGCUUCCAUCAUUGUGGGAUCCAUCCAAGUCUUUUUCACUGCUGUGGCUGCUCUUAUUAUUGAUAGAAAAGGUCGAAAAGUCCUUCUGGUCGUAUCAGGUAUUGCAGAAAAGCUAUCCUUCCAGUGUGAAGUGUAGGAUUCUGUGCCUUUGCAGGUUAAUUUAAUGUGGAACACCAUGAACAGCUGGAUAAAAUUUUCUGGUGGUGGAUGUCCAGCAAGGCACGCUUUUAUGUGUUUGAAAUAACUAGCCUUAGGGCCUUAGGUCAGUGGUUGGACAUAAUCCCCAGCAUACCCCGGCAGGACACACACACACACUCUCUCUUUGUGCUUGUGUGUGUGUGAGAGAGAGAGGGGGUGGGUGGGAGGCAAAGGAUGCUGAACUAGGUGGUCCAUUGCUCUGAUCCAGCACAGCUCUUGUUACAUACACUCUUGUUCCCAAACCGUAUACCGUAUUUUUUGCUCUAUAAGACUCACUUUUUCCCUCCUAAAAAGUAAGGGGAAAUUUGUGUGCGUCUUAUGGAGCGAAUGCAGGCUGCGCAGCUAUCCCAGAAGCCAGAACAGCAAGAGGGAUUGCUGUUUUCACUGCGCAGCGAUCCCUCUUGCUGUUCUGGCUUCUGAGAUUCAGAAUAUUUUUUUUCUUGUUUUCCUCCUCCAAAAACUAGGUGCGUCUUGUGGUCUGGUGCGUCUUAUAGAGUGAAAAAUGCGGUAACUAGGUGUUCUGUUAACUAUUUAUCUCAUCUUUCCUAGGGUUCAUUAUGGCUAUCAGUGCUGCCAUCUUCGCGGUCUAUUGCAAAAUGGCUCUCCCAGUCCCCAUCAACUCCUCCCAUGCCAGCCCACCAAGCUCCAUUCUGAGUGCUGCUGUUGUGGAAGAAGAUCACCACCUUGCGUGGUUGGCGGUGUUGAGCCUGGGCCUCUUCGUCAUGGGUUAGUGGGCACUUUUGCUGCGGUUGCUGUACCCACAAAAGCUAGUCUAUAUAGAUCCAUCCACCUAGAGAAUUCUGGGUCUUUUGGUGCCUUGAGGAGUUUCCCAGCCACGUAGCAAAGGUUGAGUAUGCUUUGACUACGUGGAUGCUUCCCACACCAGAAUGCCCUCUCUGCUGCAGCAGCAGGUGAUGCAGACACAGGAAAUACACAUGUCGGAAGAGUCCUGUUUGAUCAUGAGAAAGCCCUUGAUUCCUCCUCCGCUGGAAUCCAGCUUUUUUGAGGUCAGAUUAAUGACCUGCUUAUUGGUAGCCUAGUGCCUGUGGAGCAUAGACCUUAGGGGUAGGGAAACUUUCUUCAGCCAGAGGGUCACAUUUGGGGGGGGGCAGUGUUCCACAAGGCUCAUGUGCUGGUGGUGGGUGGGGCCAGAGUAACACAUGUUCAGUUUUACAAUAGGCUGGUUUCUACACACAUAUUCAGACACCCCUCUCUAUCCUCCAUCCAUGCAAGCAAGUGGCAUGAUCUGAGUUCAAUGACACAUUCCGGCCAGGCAAAAGUGUGCAAGGAGGGUGUGGGUCCUGGGGUCUUGAAAGCUAGGUGGAGGGGCCUGACAGGGGCUCUUUUGAAGAUGCUGUUGAGGGAGCCUCUCCCUGGGUUGCACAACCUCCUCCACAUUGCUGUUGCUGCUGGCUGUUUGCUUGCAUUGAGCUGCACUACUGCUCAGAAAGAGACAACAUAUUGUGUGAGUGGUGGUGGAUACCUCUCCUCCUUACCAUCACUGCUUGCUGACUUGGAGAAGGGCAGGCAAACAGGAAGAGGCAAUGAGGAAGGAGAGCAGCAAGGUUGGGUGGCUAUGGGGGUUGUUGUGUACCUGCUGGGGUGUGGUCUUAGAUACUUGCCAAGCAAUGGCUACCCCCUGAUGCCAGUCCUGGGCAUAGAACUCCUGCCUCACUCAAGUCGACCUCUUAAAAGUACCCUUGCAUUAUUAUUAUUUUCAAGUGUGUUUACCCUGCUCUUCAUCCAAAAGGCUCCCAGAGCAGCUUAUGAAAAUUGAUAAUACAGUCCCUGCAGUCUGUAUGGCAUGUCAUGAAAGGAAAAGGAUUGGGAAAGGAGCAGGGGGAAGCAAACUUGGCACUAUUUCUUUCUUAUAAUGGCAGCUAUGAUGUGAAGAGUUCAACUGAGCAGCCAAAAGUUGCUCCUCUUUAAGCUGAGCUGAUGGAGUGGCACUGCUUCUCUUCUCCUCCUUUAGCCUAAUGAAAUGGCUGCUAUCAAGUGACUGUUGAUGGAGAGAAGAGCCCAAUGGACGCUGGCUUCCAAGCUGAACCAGUGGAGUGGCUCUGCUUCCCUUCUCUCCUUCAGCUACAGCCUGUUGCUAGAUAACAUGUGAGGAAGAGGGGAAGCCUUGUCUAGUUGUAUCUUUCUGGUUUCCAAUCAGGGUUGCCUGUUCAUUACUGAUCUUGCUCAGUUCAGGGAAACCUCUGCUAACUGUGCUCUCAAUGAGUUCGCUUUCUCCUUCCUCUGCAACCUACAGGCUUUGCCUUGGGCUGGGGCCCGAUCCCAUGGCUGUUGAUGUCUGAAAUAUUCCCUCUCCGAGCUCGAGGCGUAGCCAGUGGUGCCUGCGUCUUAACAAAUUGGCUCAUGGCUUUUCUGAUCACCAAGGAGUUCCAUGACCUCAUGGUAAGCAAGGAUCACAGCAGAAUGGUUUACAGCAGGAGUGGGAACAGUGGCCCCCAUUUUCUUUUCAGCAACCUUCUGGGGACCACGUGCCAGUGGCAAAAAUGGGUUGUUGGAUUCUUUUUGCCUACCAUAUGCAAGGAUCCUGCUAGGGUGAAAAGCGGUAACCACGUUGUGACGUAGCCAGUGGAAGGACUAGGAGUCUCGGCUGCUUUUGCGACAGAGUUCUCAUGCUUACUGAGAGCAUCAGCCUGUGUCUGCAGUUACUACAGACAUGCUAGGUUUCUGCAUGCAGGGAUAUUCUGGAUGAGAAAACAUUCUCUUAUGUUGGGCAUGGGGAACCUUUGACCCUCUGGAUGUUGCUGAAGUACAACUCCCAUGAGCCCUAGCAAGUGUGGCUGAUGGCCAGGGAUAAUGUAAGUUGUCAUUCAUCUACACCUAGAAGGCCAAAGGUUCCCCAUUUGCCAUCUCAAGAGUACAGCUCAACCACCUUGGUACUGCUUCUGGUUCUUAAUCAGACAUCUCUUUCUCUUCUGCCCCAGGUCUUCCUGACGCCUCAUGGUACUUUCUGGUUGUUUUGUGCCAUGUGUUUCUCCAACGUGCUCUUUACCAUACUCUUCGUUCCUGAAACCAGAGGGAAAAGCCUAGAAGAGAUAGAGGCCUACUUCCAAAGAUCACAUUAGCUGUUUGCAAUCUUAGUGGGAGAACUUUUCCCCUUGGUCUUGGACUUAAGGUGUGGGUGGUGGUGGCUGGUGGGACCCAACCCUUCUUCAGAGAUUUGCACAAAUGUAAAGUCUUCACCGGGUUCAACUGGGUCCAGAGAACUGUCUGGGGUGUAGGUGUGGUCAAGAUGAAAGGCAGGUUCAUUUUGUGUGGGCAAUGACCUACCACUUUUCAGUAUUACAGCACUACAUACAGUAUUACAGAACGGCAGGCACUGUUCAGUUUUCUGCCAUCUAGAACAAGGUGAUUAAGAAUUGGUUUUGAACAAAACAUUGCUUUUCUCUGUUCGUUGGCCAUGUUCUGUGUGGCCAGCCUUUUCUUCUUCUGCUGAGGACUGUAUUCCUCGGGAGGGGGGGACCUGAUGGGAGGGUCAUCCUGGUAGUAGGUGGGGCUAGAGCCAAAAGUGGGUGCCCUCUCCCCUGGGCUCAACCUCUUCCUCUUUCUGCCAUCACUACCUCUCUCUGCUGUCACUUCCUUUCUCUCUGUGCCUAGAAAGCUCUCACGAACUACCUUCUAAUUCUGUGUAAUCUGGGCCUACUCUAUAGGUGUAGAGGAGUGAGGCAAAGAGUCCUGAAAAGGCACAUUGAGCAUUGCACACAACGCGCACAAAAAACCUAGCAAAAGAGGGAAACAGGGUCUGACUUAGCCAACGUCACCAGACUAUUUUGCACCCCAAGGUUUCUCACACAAACAGCAGCAUUUUAAAAUGAGAUGCACCCAUGCUGUCUGAAGUGGUAUGCUACCAGUUCUUUCCAUGGUAUGUGUAGAUUUUAAUGCAGAGGGGUUUAAAGCGGCCAAAGGUUUGUUCUCAUUUGCACACGAAACGUUAGACUUUGGCAAUCACGUGGGAUAUUUUUAAAUGAAUGGGUUCGGCAUACUGCUGCCCACUAUUGCCCCCUCCUCUGGUUCUUGAGUCCUGUUCUGGAGGUUAGAAAUGCUGAAACUGGGAAAUGAUAAAUCUCAUUCCCAUGAUUGCAUUUCUUGUCAAUCUCUGCCCAAAGGUGACUCCAUCUAAAAUCAUGUGAUGGGGUGGAUAGGGAUUGGACCCAGUUCUGCUAGUAAGGUUCCAAAGUCUUCGUUUCCAGACUUCUAAUCUUGUUUUGUGGAAUAAAGGUUCAAGGAUAUGGUGCUAUGUGGAAUAAACCAAUAUAUUGAAUUCCAUCUGAUGCUUUGGGCAAAUCAUCUUUGUUUUAUUAAUGUUCCGUAAUGUGCCGUAAAUAACACCGAGGGACAAACUAGGGAGGUCUACUGUCCCAUUUUUUGACCAGAACGUAAACUUCUGCUCAUCAACUAGUUUUCCAGGAUGUUGAGUUUAUGGGGGGGGGGAGCUUCCAGGUCAGGAGUGGGGAUUCAUGCACAUUCCUCUCUCCCAGUUAGAAUUCAUUACAAUUUCUACUUUCAAAUCUAUUAUUAAAUUUCCUCCUAGACACAUUUUUCACUUGGGUCUGCUGCACUGAGUCGGUCAUCCUUAAUCUGAAAGGUGUAGAAUGGAGUAUAGGAAUGUGUGUGCCGUUUUUGUGGGCUUGUGGUAGAAAAAACACACUGGAGGAUUUCUCCCACCCAGUAUCUAGUAACUGAAAUAUUGGGCACAAUCUAACCAAUUCAUUAGUGAAAUUGUUAACCAGAAUAUGUUAUUACGUAUUUUAUUAUGAAUUGCCUUUUUAAUAAUGCUUAUUUUUUUACAUUUCUUUUAAAACAGAGUAGAGAUGGCUUGGGGUUUUAUUUUUAAGGUGCACUUUAUAAAAUGGUUUUGAGGUUUAGAUGUUUCUACUGAGUAAGAAAUCUUUGAUGGCAAAGGAUUUCCCCCCCAAAUAUAUACCAAAAUAAUUCUUUCUUUCUUUCUUUCUUUCUUUCUUUCUUUCUUUCUUUCUUUCUUUCUUUCAUCAAGUGUGGGGAAUUUUUGACCUUUCAGAUGCUGCUGAACCACAACUUGCAUUGUUAGUGAGCAACACCUAGCAGACACAUGCCUGGUGCAUGUUUUAAGUCUUUCUGCCUGAUCCUGUGAAUGUCUCCUCAAAUGCAAGUCCCACACAAUUCAAUGAGACUUGCAGGUGUGGACAAGAUUGCUUUCUCCGCCCCCGCCCCCCAAAUAUCAGUGUCAAGGAGUGUGUCCAACAUGAGUGAUAACAAUCUAUGGUGUUGUCUAUCUUAUGUUUGUCUCAUUUGUUACACACAUGCACCCCAAGGGGGCAGAAGAAGAGACCAAAUGUCAUAAAUAUUUAUUACAUAUCAAGGAAGUAAAGAAAAGAAAAACCCUACAGUUCAUUUUACAGCUGUGGUCUAUGGAACUUUUAGAACAGAUUUCUGCCAUUAUAUUCGUAUUGUGAUUCUCUUUCUUUACAGGCUACAUUUGAAAACACAAAAGAGGGAAAACAAUAAUAAAAAUAAUAACAAUACAUUAUUACUUUAGCAUUUAAAAACAAUGGCAAUACAAUCGAGUUUAAGACACUUGGUGGUAAUUUAAACUUUGAGACUCACAAGAGGGGAAGCCACAGCCCAACAGUACAUAAUCGGUGAAAAGUACAAAACCCCACUAGAUAACAGUCAAGGGACAGGAUCCAGCAAAAGUUUGGUGCGACGAAAGCAGCAGCCUUAUGGAUGAUGACCUAAGGACUAAGCUUGAUGGAACACAUUUGCACCUGUUUCCAAGUAAACAUGCAGAGGAUGGGAAAGGGCUGUAGCUCAGGGUCAGAGCUAGGCUCAAGCCCUGGAAUCUCCAGGUAGUGCUUGGAAGGCAACCUGUCCAGGAUCUUGGGCUGCUGCUGCCAGUAAAUGCAGACACUACUGAGCUAGGUAGACCUAAUGGUCUGACCCAGCACAAGGCAGCUUCCUAUGACUAUUGCAAGGCGGGGUUCAUGAAACGCACUUUCCAGAAAACAAGGCCUGAUUCCCCUGAGACUUAGUUCUGAGGAAACUUGCAUAGGCCUCAGAUUUGCCCAAUUUCACUGAAUUCAUACGGACUUAAUUGUGCCUACACGGGUUGACUCCGCAGUAAAGCCCAGUCACUGCUAGAAUAGAGGCGUAGAGAGCCUAAUGAAAUCCUCAAGCUCCACCGAACUCCCCCAAUUUCAGGCAAAUCACCCCUCCUACACACACAAGUCUCUCCUAACAGCAGGGGUUAAGGAAACCCAUCAUAAAAAGGAAGCCCCCCAACAACUUGAUAGGGGGUCCCACGACUGCAGCUUUACUCGGAAGUCAGUUCCCUUGCCAAAGAAGGCUGCUUGUCGCCAACCAUGAGUUGUGCUGGAUUCUGCUUGAGGGCUUUUUAUAAGGAAGGGUGGGGGGGACAAGCAACCAGGGUAGACAACAAAUUUGUUUUAUACAAACGUUAGCAUUUGUGAGUGCUUUCCGUCUGGCAAGAGAAAUACAUAAUAAAUAUUAGGAAGUCCAAACCUGCAGAAAAUAGUAACACCCCACCCCCACCCCCUUUUUUUUAAAAAAAAGAAAGAUAAAAUCCUGCUCACUUGGACACACAAGAAUGCCACUGGGUUGUGGUGGGGGAAGGAAAUGUGGACCUUCGGGUUUAUCAAGUGUCAAAUGGCACAGACAGGACAGACAUGCAAAGGUAGGGGUGUGUGUGUGUGUGAGAGAGAGAGAGAGAGAAAGAGAGAGAAAGAGAUUAAUGCUACAAUCACGGCAAGGACCUUUAGUGCCACAAGGACUGGGUUGUAAGAGGCAAACUUUGCCAACUAUUCUGGCAAAUGAUGUUCCUUGCUUUGAGAUCUAUUAGAUCACAGACUUCUUUUUUUAUUUGGCAACAGUGGAUGGUCUGGGGGCAGCGAAUGCUGUUGCAUCACCUGGGCACCUACUGUAAUCAGACUUUUUUUUUGGAGACAGCUCUUUCGGAGGAAGACCGGAUAGAAAAGUAUAGAUCAUCUGCACUAGUAAGGUUUGAGAACAAGCCUGAGUGCUGGCUUUGUCCUCCAGAGCUGCCUUUGCAAACACAAAGAUAUAGUCAGAAAAAAUGAGAUGUAUUGGAUCUAUUGGACUGGCUGGUGACAGAGCAGAUGUGGGAGACCUGCACAUAUAACACCCCCUUAGGAACAGCUGGAACUUCUUGCGAGCUGGAAGUAGGGGCUGUUGUGACAGCAGCAAGCGGACCAGUCUUCUCCCCUCAGCAUGAUCGAACACUUCAAGCACAAAUGGAUAAACAAAGAGACAAAUCCAAUUUUCAAAUGUUCCCAACUGAUAGGAAGGGCAAGGGGAAUGAGCUUACUAUUCAAAAGUAAGCUGCAGACAGGGGACGAUGCCACUGCAGUUAUUAUUAC